ACUUUCCUGUUGUUGUUCUCCAAGAGAAAGGUACCCGAUAGAGCUUUGAACAUUGUUGGGAUCCUUGUUUUCUGGACUUGGUUUCCUCUUCUUGUUUCAUUCUUACCCAAUUGGACAGAGAGGGUGUUGUUUGUGCUAGCAAGCUUUUGUGUUACAUCAAUCCAACAUGUUCAAUUCUGUUUGAACCAUUUCGCGGCCAAUGUUUAUGUUGGACCCCCUAAGGGGAAUGAUUGGUUCGAGAAACAAGCGGGUGGGACGAUUGACAUUUCAUGCGUCUCUUGGAUGGAUUGGUUCUAUGGUGGGUUGCAAUUCCAGCUUGAGCACCAUUUGUUCCCUCGGAUGCCUAGGUGCCAAUUGAGAAAGGUUUCGCCUUUUGUGAGGGAACUAUGCAAGAAGCAUGAUUUGCCGUAUAGGAGUCUUUCCUUCUAUGAGGCCAAUGUGCAGACAAUCAAGACUCUCAGGGACGCGGCCUUGCAGGCUCGGGACCUCACCAACCCUGUUCUGAAAAAUUUGCUUUGGGAAGCCGUCAACACCCAUGGCUGA
This is a messenger RNA of Ilex paraguariensis (yerba mate), 543 nucleotides long. NCBI's taxonomy places the organism in Eukaryota, Viridiplantae, Streptophyta, Magnoliopsida, Aquifoliales, Aquifoliaceae. The record is from the annotation of a GenBank genome assembly.